AUCAUCCUGCUGCUGCUGAUGCUCUUCAUGAGGAAACGAGUCGCUCUGACCAUCGCUUUGUUCCACGUGGCGGGGAAAGUCUUCAUCCACCUCCCCCUCCUCACCCUGCAGCCCUUCGUCACCUUCCUGGCCCUCCUGCUCUUCUGGAUCUACUGGAUCCUGGUCCUGCUCUUCCUGGGAACCACGGGGAACCCGGUCCAGAACGAGGAGACGGGUCUGACAGAGUUCAGACUGACGGGGCCUCUGCAGUACCUGACCUGGUACCACGCUGUGGGUCUGAUCUGGAUCACGGAGUUCAUUCUGGCCUGCCAGCAGAUGACUGUGGCCGGAGCCGUGGUCACGUAUUACUUCACCAGGGACAAGAACCGACUCCCGGUGACUCCGAUCCUGUCGUCGGUCCUGAGGCUGGUCAGGUAUCACCUGGGCACCGUCGCUAAAGGAUCCUUCAUCAUCACGCUGGUCAAGAUCCCCCGACUCAUCCUCAUGUACAUCCACAACCAGCUCAAAGGAAAGGAGAAUGCGUGUGCUCGCUGUCUGCUGAAAACUUGUAUCUGCUGUCUGUGGUGUUUGGAGAAGUGCCUCAACUAUCUCAAUCAGAAUGCAUAUGCAGCCACAGCCAUCAACAGCACCAGUUUCUGCACAUCUGCACGUGACGCCUUUGUAAUCCUGGUAGAAAACGCUCUGCGCGUCGCCACAAUCAACGCCGUCGGAGACUUCGUGCUCUUCCUGGGGAAG
Molecule: messenger RNA, 735 nt
Organism: Morone saxatilis (striped sea-bass)
Lineage: Eukaryota; Metazoa; Chordata; Actinopteri; Moronidae
Product: choline transporter-like protein 1
Biological process (GO): transmembrane transport
Cellular component (GO): membrane
Molecular function (GO): transmembrane transporter activity
Source: RefSeq, a predicted model, not a curated record